Molecule: messenger RNA, 3119 nt
Organism: Acanthopagrus latus (yellowfin seabream)
Lineage: Eukaryota; Metazoa; Chordata; Actinopteri; Spariformes; Sparidae
Gene: tcf25
Product: transcription factor 25 (basic helix-loop-helix)
Exons: 18
Coding region: 130-2187 (685 amino acids)
Cellular component (GO): RQC complex
Molecular function (GO): protein binding
Source: RefSeq, a predicted model, not a curated record
GAAGACACGGAAACCAAUGGAAUCGACCCUCAUUGCAUUGGUUUGUUGUGUCAGUCAGCUCCCCUGAAAACUGUUUUUUUUUUUUAAAUCGCGAAUAUUGACGUGUAUGUGCGACACGAGUAGUGUAAAAUGUCUAGCCGGGCUCUGCGAAGGCUCAAGGGGAAGCGGCGGGGUCAGGAGGCCUUGGACUGCGGGGAUUUAACUUUGGGUGACAGCCCGGUGGAGGAGGAGCAGGCUGCGGCUGAAGAGGAGCAGCUGGACACGGCUAAUGUUUCUCCCCAGACUACAGGGAAAGGCAGCGGCCGAAAGGCAAAGAAAAACAAGGCUCAGAAAAACUUCAGCAACAUUUAUGAGUUGAUAUGUGAUGCAGACAACGAUGCACCUGAUGAAGAGGCUGAGAAGCCAGAUGAAAAUAAAACAAGUGGCGUGGAGAAGACUGAUAACAGGGACAAAGAGAAAUCAGAUCAGAAGCAAGAGGAAGCCUCUAAAAAGUCUUUGUCAGGAGGAGACAGAGUUAAAAAGAAGAAGAAAAAGAAGAAGUCUAAAGCGACAUCAGAAGAUGGACAGGAGGCUUUACCAGAUGAUAACAUUGAUUUAUUGCUCGAGAACCUGAAGCAGUCCAAUGGUCUGAGUUUGCAAAAUGAGGAUUGUGGAGGCUCCGACAGAAGAGCGGUGUUGCAUGUGGAGCACAGGAAUCUCAACCCAGAGACGGAGCUGAAAAGGUACUUUGGGGCUCGAGCUGUGCAAGGAGAUCAAAGACCUCGUCAGAGAAACCGACACUUUCACCGUAGCACCUGGAUGACCAGUCCUAAAGACAGCUGGCCUCGCUUUAGCCGCCCAGGAAUCUCAAUGACCUUGCUGCAGUCAAAGGAUGGCAUUCAGUUCUUCACCUUUGAGCACAAUCGGGACUAUCAACAAGUACAGUUCAAGUUCUUGGAUGCUGUCGAGUCCAUGGAUCCCAACAACAUUGUGGCCCUGCUACAGCUGAACCCGUACCACAUCGAUUCCUUGCUGCAGCUCUCUGAUGUCUGCCGCAUACAGGAGGAUCAGGAGAUGGCCAGGGACCUCAUAGAGAGGGCCCUAUACAGCUUUGAGUGCGCGUUUCACCCUUUAUUCAGUCUGACCUCAGGUACCUGCAGACUUGAUUAUCUGAGACCAGAAAACAGGGCAUUUUAUCUGGCUCUUUAUAAGCACAUGAUGUUUCUGGAGAAGAGAGGAUGCCCACGGACUGCUUUGGAGUACUGCAAACUGAUUCUAAGCUUGGACCCAGACUCCGACCCACUUUGCAUGCUCCUGCUCAUCGAUUUACUGAUGCUGCGUUCCAGAGAAUACCAGUCUCUCCUCCAGUUGUACCAGGACUGGGAGGAGCACAGAAACCUGUCCCAGCUGCCAAACUUUGCGUUCUCCACUGCACUUUGCCAUUUCCACCUCAGCCAGCAGGAAGAUCUGCAUCCCGAAGAUACUGACAAACAAAGACGCAAAGCUGACCAGAUGCUGCAGGAUGCUCUCAUAAUGUUCCCUGGAGUGUUGAUGCCUCUGCUGGACCUGUGUACUGUGCAGCCAGAUGCAACAGUCACCUCACAUGCUUUCUUUGGCCCAAAGAGUCAGAUAGGACAGCCACCAGCCCUGACUGAACUGACUGCGCUGUAUGUGGGAAGGACCUGCAACCUGUGGAGGGAAGCAGCAGUAAUGCUGUGGUUGGAGGAGUCCGUGAAAGAGGUGCUGCGUCGAGUCGAUGCAGAAGACCCUUUUGUUGAGGACUGCCAAAACAAGAGAAAGCAGAGGUACCAGAGUGCACCAAGGAACAUCCAUCGCCACGUCCUCUUAUCCGAGAUCAAGGAAGCCGUUGCAAGUCUGCCUCUGGACGUGACUAGUCAGCCUAUGAUGGGUUUUGACCCUCUGCCUCCACUGGACUCAGUCAUGUCGUAUACCAGACCUGAGAGGCAGCAUGUUGGUGCCACCAAUGAGAGUACAUUGUCGCUGUUUUUUCGGUCUUUGCUUCCAAACUUCAACCUUCAGGGGGACCUGAGGCAGGAGGACGACAUGGAAGUGGCUCGAGCUGGUCAGGAGCUGAACCAGGAAGUGAAUCGCCUAAUGGUGGCGAUGAGGGACAUGCUGGCAAACAUCAGGUUUCAAGAGCCGCCGAGAGACGACAACCCGUACAGAGACGAGGAGGAAUGGGACUGAGAGAGGAGGGAGACAGAGUGUGAGGAUGAAGAGGAAUUAAUAGACAAUAAUAAACUCAAUGAAGUGUAAUGACAACAAGUAAAAUGAUAAUAUUUAAUGUUGUUUAUAAUUAAAAAAGACAUGGCCCGGGACAAAUGAAUAGUAUUUGUUUGAUUGUCACAAUUUCAGUGGACUAAAGUAAAAGGAGGCAACGUAGUUACGGCUCUCCUCGGCUUUAGUGGCAUUGAUCAAAAACACAGUUUCCAGACAUUUGUCAACGUGGGACAUGCAUAUCUGCAACAUGUCUAGUAUGUUAGUGCUGCAAAAUGAAUCAUUUUUGUAAAAAAAAAACAAAAAAAACACACAGUACAUUCACAUAUACUAGGUGUUACUCUUUGUUCUUCAUCUUCUGGCUUCUGAGAGUUUUUCAUGCCCACAAACAAUGGACCGCUUUAUGAAACAAGAAAAAUAUGUAACCAGUUUUUUUUUUUUGUAUUGACUGGAAGUUCUUUAUCGCUAAUUCAAAAAUUGAGGUUGAGCAGUUUAAUACAGGAUGUAACAGAAACAGAACAUUUUAUUCUCAUCGACAAAAGCGCUUAUCAUGAAAGAUCGAGGUGAAAACAGAAGGCUCUUUUAUCGUCUUUUAAACACUCUGCUUUCUUCGACAUGUUUAACCAGAUCAGCCUGUUUUGUUCGUCAAAUCAACUUUAUUUAGAUGAAACAUAUCCGGGACCUGCUGCUGAAACGCACUCGCCCAACCAGAAAUUAUGUUGAGAACCCAAAGAAGCAUUUCUGAGGCAAUGUUGUCACCACAAUCAUCUUGUACAGAGUUUAUUCUGAUUAAAGCAAAAAGAAAAUCAAGUGAAAACAUCAAUUAAAAUAAAAAUAUAUGACUUUUCUGAUUUUUUGAAAAAUAAAGCAAGGGUGCGACUACUUUGGUCACACAUGCAUAA